AUGCGACUGUACUGUUUUGCUGGGCUACUGUUAUUGCUCGCUAAACCCAUUUUAUCAGACACUUCGUCAUCUGGACUCGCUCCACCAGGGCUUCAGCCUCUAAUAGUCCGCGGUGAUGCUCUGCUUUCCGCCGGACAAUUUAACGAUGCAGCGAAAGCAUACACAGACGCCAUCUCGCUCUCCCCUGCAGAUUAUUUACUGUUUUACAAGCGAGCUACAGCUUACUUCUCGUUAAGCCGUCAUGCGAGCGCGCUUGAUGACUUCACCAAGGUUCUGGAAUUGACUGGCGGAGAAUUCGACCGCGCCAUUAUGAUGAUGGCGAAAAUCCAUACCAAGGAAGGAGAAUGGGCUCGUGCCAAGGAGUUACUUGCAACGUAUAACAUGAAAGUUGCUGGCGAUCAAUCUGCGAACGACAUGCUUAGUGAUAUCAGGGAGGCUGAGGCAGUAGCCUCGAAGGCUGUUAAAGCAAGGCGCGCCCAGCUAUGGACUGUUUGCUCAGAAGCUGCAACGCAGGCUCUACGAGUAGCCAGUCAUAGUUUUGAGCUUAGGCAGACAAGAGCAGAUUGUAAUUUGGCCAGUGGCGACGUGCAAGGAGCUGUGGUCGACCUAACUCGACUGUCAUAUUUAUCCCACCCUACCACUCUCUCUCUUAUCCGUAUCUUCCGCCUCUCGUACUUCCUGCUUCCACCUUCACAGUCGUCCUCGCACCUUUCACCUCUCAAACAAUGUCUUCAUUUAGACCCCGACUCAUCUUUGUGUUUACCAGCCCAUAGACUCACGAAAUCUCUCGACAAGGGUUUUGCUAAAUUGGAGAAGCUUUUAGAGGCCAGUGAUUGGAAAGGUGUUUUAAAGCAUGUCGUUGGUAAUGCGAAAGACUUUCCUGGCAAUGGCUUUGCUCGUACUUUCGAAGACGCACUGCUUGCAAACGGGGAUCCAGAGAUGCUGUCACCACCUGCUUCCAAGCUCCCCCUACCUACUGUUAUCUCUUCAAGCCCGCGUCGCGCUCUUAUCCUUCGUGGAGCAUGCCGUGCCUAUUUGAGGCUCAACAAUGCAAAGAAGGGCGAACCUUGGUGUGAUGCUCUGCUUGCGAUGUCUGAAGAUACCUUCCGGGCCCUGAAUGAUAUGGGCGGCGACAUUAAUGUGGAAGUCGACGCGUGGGUGGUGAAGGGCGAGGCAAUGCUGAUUCGUGAAGAGUGGGAAGACGCAGUACGCUCUUUUGAACGGGCGUUUGAGAGCAGUGGUCGCAGUGACAGAGACGUGCUAGCGCGCUUACAGAAAGCUCAACGGCUACUAAAGCAAUCCAAGCAGAAGGAUUACUACAAGGUUCUUGGCGUCUCCAGGGAUGCGGACGCGAAAACUAUCAAGAAAGCCUUCCGCAAAGCAGCUAUGACAGCACAUCCUGACAAGGGGGGCUCAGAGGCGAAAAUGGCAGAAGUGAAUGAGGCAUACGAGGUCCUGAGUAAUCCAGGCAAGAACAUGUAUAAUCAACAUAUUUGCGCAUCUUGCUCAUCACAUCGUGUAGAACUACGUCAACGCUUCGACAACGGUGAUGACCCAAAUGAUUCUGGCUCACAUGGAGGCACUCCAUUCACCGGAUUCGCAAGUCCAUUCGGUGGUGGCGGCGGCGGCGGCGAGCAUCCAUUUGCGCAGUUUUUCCAGCAAGCUGGGCAGCGCGGUUUCUCGUUUGGGAGAGGCCAUUAAUAUCGACUAUGACUCCUUACUAUCGCAGCGUAAU
Suillus discolor is the source of this 1735-nucleotide messenger RNA. RefSeq lists its product as uncharacterized. Gene Ontology annotation, molecular function: misfolded protein binding; protein-folding chaperone binding. The transcript has 4 exons. Gene Ontology annotation, cellular component: endoplasmic reticulum. The record is from RefSeq and is a predicted model, not a curated record. Bases 1 to 1701 code for a protein of 566 amino acids. Gene Ontology annotation, biological process: protein folding in endoplasmic reticulum. NCBI's taxonomy places the organism in Eukaryota, Fungi, Basidiomycota, Agaricomycetes, Boletales, Suillaceae.